UAAGAGAAGAAAAAUAAAUCAGUCCGAAAAAAACACAAACGAAGAUAAGACAAAGGCUUUGUGUUUCCCCAAGAAAGUCUGAGUACUUCAAUCAGAGCUAAGUGGGUUUGUUGUUCUUUUACCACCAAUCUCACUCUCUUCCCCAGAUUUGUCCAAAAAGAUCUCUCCUUUAUGAAUCUCUAGAUUCUUUACAAACUAACCCACUUUCAAAGUCUCAACCUUUCUUCCAUUUUCUAGGGUUUUUGAACGCUGUCUGAGAAUUAGGGUUUAAAAGCUGGUCUCUUUUUAGCCUUUUAAGCUUUAUCUGUGAAGAUUUGUCGUGGAGAUGGGAGAGUGCGAGGUAGAUGGAGAAGAGAAGUUGAUCGCUGCUGCAAACUAUCUUCUCCAGGAGCUUAGAUCUGGCAAGAGCCUCUCUAGAGACGCUAAGAAGGCUCUAGGGAGUCUCUUAUCUGAGCUGUCUCGUGUCGUGGUGGCCAUCCCCGAGGAUAAUAAUAGAUACGAGGGAGAUGAGAUUGAGACAAGACUCAAUCUCGUCUGCGAGAAGAUCAUGACUCGCGAGGUCGAUGAAACGAUGAUCUGGGACUUAGGCUCAGAUGCGGGCAACGAGUUUCUAGACGCUGUGAAUGAGCUGAGAGUGUUGAUUGAUCGGUUAGACGGAACAGAGGAGGAUGUCUCUCUGAGAAAAGCUCACGACGUUCUCCAAACGGCGAUGGCGAGGCUGGAGGACGAGUUCAAGCACCUCCUCGUGGAGAACAGGUUGCCUUUCGAGCUCGAACACGCUUCUUUCCGGUCGGAACAUGCCCUGGGAGAAGGUUCUUUCGGCGCUGCUUCCACUGAAGAUUUGAUUCUUGGAAGCAGCAAUGGUAACAACAACAACAAGAGCAGGAGAAACUCAGAGGAGAUCUUGGUUAGACCUGAGGUUAUAUCAGAUCUCAAGAGCAUCGCAGAGACUAUGUUUGCUUCGGGGUACGACCGCGAGUGUAUCCAGGUGUGUACCACGGUUAGGAAACAGGCUCUUGACGAGUUUCUUUACGACCACGAGGUGGAGAAGCUGAGUAUCGAAGAUGUGUUGAAGAUGGAUUGGGCUACGUUGAAUACUAACAUCAAGAAAUGGGUUCGAGUAAUGAGAAAUAUUGUGCAGGUGUACUUAGUCAGCGAGAAGUCUCUGCUCACUCAGAUCUUCGGGGAGGAGACGUGUUUUGUGGAUACAGUGAAGGCUCCUGUGAUGCAGCUGCUCAACUUCGGCGAAGCGGUGUCUCUCGGUCCACGGCAGCCCGAGAAGUUGCUCAGGAUACUCGAGAUGUACGAGCUGGCGUCAGAGCUUUUACCGGAGAUAGAUGCGCUCUUUUCAGAAUCGUCGUCCGUGAGGGGAGAGUACAGAGAAGUGAUGAGGAGGCUUGGCGACUGCGCGAGAGCGACGUUUCUCGAGUUCAAGGGUGCUAUUGCUUCUGAUGUUUCCUCUCAUCCUUUCCCUGGAGGAGCGGUUCACCCGCUCACGAACUACGUGAUGAACUACCUCAUGGCGUUGACUGACUUCAGCCAGACGCUUGACUCGCUUCUCAUGGAGCAUGAUGAUGUGGAGGAUCUCACAAUACCUCCGUCUCCCGAUGUUAUGGUGGUGGUGGAAGAAGAGUCUGGUUACGAGAACUCUUCUUCUACUUCUCCGGAGAAGUUUUUGGCGAUGACUAAGCAUUUCUACUCUAUAACAUCGGUUCUUGAAUCUAACCUCGAAGAGAAAGCGAAGCUCUACAGAGACGUCUCUCUGAGGCACAUCUUUCUCUUGAACAACAUUCAUUACAUGACCAGGAAAGUGCUCAAGUCCGAGCUGAAGCAUAUCUUUGGGGACAAGUGGAACAGAAAACAUACGUGGAAGUUUCAGCAGCAAGCAACGGAGUACGAACGCUCCACCUGGCUUCCUGUCCUGUCCUUCCUCAAGGACGACGGGUCAGGAUCUGGUUCUGGCUCAGGUUCUGGUUCAAGAAGCUUGAAACCGAGGGAGAGGUUUCAAGGAUUCAACACUGCGUUUGAGGAAGUGUACAAGGCGCAGACCGGGUGGCUGAUCUCGGACGAGAGGCUGAGAGAAGAUGUGAGGACGAAGGCGUCCAUGUGGGUGAUCCAAGCGUACUGGACGUUUUACAGUAGACACAAGAACAGUGUGAGUGAGAGGUAUAUCAAGUACAGUACUGAUGAUCUUGAGAGGCUCUUGUUGGAUCUCUUUGCUGGUUCUUCUAAAUCCUUGAACAAUUCUUACAGAAGAUGAAAAAGUGAAUCAGAUGAUUUAUUAAACUUUUAUGUUAUUGGUAUACUUUGUUUAAACAUGUUUGUAUUGAAUUUAUUUGACCUUGUAAUAUUUAUUAUUAUUCAUCAUCUCAUGAA
Molecule: messenger RNA, 2376 nt
Organism: Raphanus sativus (radish)
Lineage: Eukaryota; Viridiplantae; Streptophyta; Magnoliopsida; Brassicales; Brassicaceae
Product: exocyst complex component EXO70E2
Exons: 1
Coding region: 326-2260 (644 amino acids)
Biological process (GO): exocytosis
Cellular component (GO): exocyst
Molecular function (GO): phosphatidylinositol-4,5-bisphosphate binding
Source: RefSeq, a predicted model, not a curated record